UCUAUCGAGAAGGCAUGGCUAAGAGCAGUUGCUGGUACAUCACUGCUGAAACUUUGUUACAUCCAAAAGUAUUCUCACAUGAUGGGUGCGGAUAUGUUUGUAACCCUAUCUAAUUUGAUGAAGGAUGAAGCAGAUUGUGUCCGCGGCUACUUCGUCCGACGCCUCAAUAAAGGUAUCUCGAGGAAUAGAUUAACCAUAGAAUAUCUUUCCUUCUUCUCGAUAGUCGCUGUUCUAGAACCUACAAAUAUGGAAGAGGAAAAUGCUAUUAAAUUGUAUGUUUUCAUCACGUUUCCUAAAGAAUACAACCGAAAUCAAAUGCUAUCAGUGUAUUUGCCUUAUCAUCAACCGGAGUAUGCCAUUGCCUAUGCCGUCUGGCUUCUCUCACACCAAGAGAUACUAUCGACACAUUCUGACAUCCCAAACAUGGCCCUUCUCCAAGAGUGCUUAUGGUUUAUCAUGGAACCUUUCAUAGUCAAGAAGGAGAAUACUGACUUUGAGUUUAUUUAUUGCUUAUUCCAAGACAUAAAGGAAUCUAAUGAUGCGAUGUUUGAUAAGAGGCAAAAGAAGGGUGAGAUCGGUGAGGCUGAGCUGGUGGGACAAAGUAAGGUUUAUGCUCCGCACGAAUUGAUCGAAGACGAAAAAGAGCGUAACGGAAAGCUACCUACGCGAGAUCGAAAGCGGUUGAACAGCACCUCAAGUUUGGUUCUAUCAAAAAGAUCUACUCGAGAGGCUAAAAAUGCGUGCGUCCAAUAG
This is a messenger RNA of Strongylus vulgaris, 753 nucleotides long. Lineage: Eukaryota; Metazoa; Nematoda; Chromadorea; Rhabditida; Strongylidae. The record is from the annotation of a GenBank genome assembly.